Pseudomyrmex gracilis is the source of this 1642-nucleotide messenger RNA. RefSeq names its product intracellular protein transport protein USO1-like. The record is from RefSeq and is a predicted model, not a curated record. NCBI's taxonomy places the organism in Eukaryota, Metazoa, Arthropoda, Insecta, Hymenoptera, Formicidae. The transcript is spliced from 5 exons. Bases 122 to 1018 code for a protein of 298 amino acids.
UGUCAUGUGACGCUUUUGGGUUCGUAAAGAUUUUGCAUUAUACAAGAAACAAUUUAAUUUUAUUGAAUUUGAGAUUACAAUCAUCUAUUAAAGUUUUACCUGUUGUACGUAUAUUGUAAAAAUGUCUAAUAAUUUAACAAUUAAAGAAAAUGAAUUUCGCAAAUUAAAUCGUGAGCUUCAAUAUAAGACACGCGAUGUAAUGAAGGAAGUUGAUUCAAUUAUACAUACUUGUGCCAGCAGUAAUUUACUUAGUAGUAUGAACCAAUUGCAAUCAGAUUCUGUGAUAAAAAUGACAAAGAGUGAGGCAGAGACUGUAAGAGUGGACAAACAAUUAAGAGCGUCAUUAACUAAACCUGUUGAAAUAGACAAUGAAAUUGAGAAUUUACAAAAGAAAGAUAAAGGAAAUAAAGCUAUUAUUGCUUUGUUCCAAAACAAGAUAGAUAUGUUGUAUAAAGAGUUGCAAACACUGCAACUUGAAUAUAACAAAAUGUACGAAUACUCUAAAGAAGUAGAAAUAGAAAAUAAAAAACAUUGUAAUAAUCAAGUGAAAUUGCACAAUCAGAUAGAGACAUUAAAUGAUACAAUCACCAAGCUAGAAAGUAUAAAUUCCGAUACUUUAUUAAACUAUCAAGCAUUGAACAAUGAAAAUACUGCCUUAAAGAAGGAUUUAGAAGGACUUAACAAAACAGUUCAAAGUUUAAAUCAACAAGUGGCCAAUUAUGAACUUAAAUUAAAUAGAUCUAUAGAAAGUAAUAAGAAGUUUAAGAACAUAUUAAAAUAUAAUCAGAUAGAAGAGAAGGAAUUGAGAAAUCAAAUUAGGAUAUUGCAAGAAGACAAAAAACUCACUAUAAAAAACUUGGAAAAGGAACGAUCAGAAUUGGUGCAAGUACUUAAAAAGCAAAUGUUACUUCUAGACAAUCUGAAAAAACAAAAUGUAUUUUUACUAACAAGUGGACAAAUCUGUCUAAUGAAAGAAGAUUUUACAAAAUUAUUGGCAUGGAAGCCACAGCAGGUUUGAUAUAUUGUAUGUAAAACAUUUAUUGUGUCGAAUCUUUCUUACUGCUGUUCACAUAUGUAGCUGGUAAGACAAGAUUAGCUUCACUUGAAAACUUAAGUCAAGGGGAACUCUGCUGUAUAUUUUUAAUAAUUUUAAAAUGGUUUUGCUCAGUUUAUUUACAUAACUCAUUUUUUCGUGCAAGAAACAACACUCUACACACAACAGACCUUAAAUAAUAUAUAUAUAUAUAUAUAUAUAAUAUAGAAAGUCAAAGCAUCAAAAUUCACUGUAUACUAAUGUAGGUAUAAAUAUAUUCAUCAUUUGUUUUUACAGUCGCGAUACAUCGAAAUGUUAAGCUAUAUGCGAAUUUAAAAUAAAGAUAUAUACAUAUGUAUCAUAUAGUGCGCGUGUGUAUUAUAUACACAUACGCACUAUAUAAUAUAUAUUUUGAAUGAUAUAUGAAUAUUUCAUAAAUUGUUUAUUCUGCAAUAAAGAAAUCUAAUCUUAGCCUAGUUAAUGUGUAUCAUAAUACAUAUACAAGAGCAUAAUAUACAUGUCUAAACUCUUACAAAAACAAACAAACUUAUUUUCGCGAAAUUUGUUGUAACCAGUCAUUUGCGUAAUAAAGAUAUUGAAGAGCGAGAA